ACCCACCAAAAGAUGAGCUCAAAACUAUCAGUGGCAAGCGUGCGGGGCUCCGUCAAGGAGCUGCUCGCCGAGGCCAACGGCGAGAAGAAGCGCAACUUCGUAGAGACCAUCGAGCUCCAGAUCGGUCUCAAGAACUACGACCCCCAGCGUGACAAGCGUUUCUCGGGCACUGUCAAGCUGCCCAACGUCCCCCGUCCUCGCAUGUCCAUCUGCAUUCUCGCUGACGCUGCCGAUAUCGACCGUGCCAAGCAGAUUGACCUCGAGUACAUGUCGGUCGAUGACUUGAAGAAGCUCAACAAGAACAAAAAGCUCGUUAAGAAGCUCGCCAAAAAGUAUGAUGCCUUCUUGGCCUCCGAGGCUCUCAUCAAGCAGAUCCCUCGUCUGCUCGGCCCUGGUCUUGCCAAGGCCGGCAAGUUCCCAACCCCUGUGUCCCACGCUGAGGACCUAUCCAACAAACUCACCGAGGUCCGCUCGACGAUUAAGUUCCAGCUCAAGAAGGUCCUUUGUCUCGGUGUCGCCGUUGGACACGUGCAGAUGACAGACGACCAGGUUCUCGGAAACGUCAUGCUUAGCAUCAACUUCCUCGUUUCCCUUCUCAAGAAGAACUGGCAGAACGUCAAGUCGCUGCACAUCAAGAGCACGAUGGGCAAGCCCGUCCGUCUCUACUGAGCGAUUCUCUCCCGCUUCACCUUACCCAGGGUAUCGCGGAGAAGAGCAAGGGUGGUAGGUAUGGGGCUAGUGGACGCGGGUCGUCGUACACGCAAAACAUGGCCCGCACGCUUAACCAACGGCUUUGUGGGUGGAGCCGAUUGGGAGCUGGUGCGGCGCCCGCCGAUGCUAGUCGCUGCUUUCCCUCUUUUCGUCCUGUUGUAGCUGUAUGGGAUGUUGUAUGCUUUCAUGGCUUAUAACAUAUGAUUUGACAUGCGUUCGGAACUUC
Coniophora puteana RWD-64-598 SS2 is the source of this 937-nucleotide messenger RNA. Its product is annotated as 60S ribosomal protein L10A. The transcript is spliced from 5 exons. Gene Ontology annotation, molecular function: structural constituent of ribosome; RNA binding. The record is from RefSeq and is a predicted model, not a curated record. The coding region runs from base 13 to 669 and encodes 218 amino acids. Gene Ontology annotation, biological process: translation. Lineage: Eukaryota; Fungi; Basidiomycota; Agaricomycetes; Boletales; Coniophoraceae. Gene Ontology annotation, cellular component: large ribosomal subunit.